AUGGCAUCGAUGAAGACAAAGCUGACUACGCUUCUCGGUACGAAGAUACCGAUUGUAUCAGCGCCGAUGUAUUAUGCAUCGACACCUGAAAUGGCAGCUGCAGCAACUGGCGCAGGUGCAUUCGGGUUCAUCGCAGCAGGAUUCACACCGUCAACGACUCUGAUCAAAGAAAUCCAAGCGGUGCGUUCAAUCCUCAACACACCCCCAGAAUCCCCGGUUCCCAUGGGCGUAGGACUCCUCGGGUGGAUCCUGGAUAUGACCGAAGAAUCCGACGAUCCACGGAUCCCAGCUGUCCUCGCUGAACGUCCUCAAGCCAUCUGGUUCGCGUUUGGCGUUGAUCUGGGGAAAUACGUGAAAAAGGUAAGAGCAUACGAUGAGAACAGGGAUCACAAGACGAUUAUAUUUGUCAUCGUGAAUAACAUCGACGAGGCCAAACGCGCUGUGGAGGAGUGGAAAGUCGAUGUCCUUGUUGUCCAAGGGAACGAAGCAGGUGGACACGGACGAGGCGAUGCACCUUUUCUACAAACUCUUCUCCCGUCAGUUUUAACCGCAAUCCCCGAUUCCGCAUCUCGCCCCGUCGUCCUAGCUGCGGGCGGUAUCUCUACCGGAACUCAAAUAGCCUCCUUCCUCACAAAACACGGCGCAGACGGCGUCGUCAUUGGUUCCCGCUUGCUCUGUACCCCAGAAUGUAUGUAUCCCGACCAAACGAAAGAGGUUCUCCUCAACUCCAAACUAUCGUGCACCAUCCGAAGUACUGUCUUUGACGAGGUUAACCGAACUGCGAUGUGGCCUGAGGGUAUCGACGGGAGAGCCAUUGUUAACGAUAUUGUCCAGGAUCAGAAGGAGGGGUUGUCGUUGGACGAGCGGCUCAAAAGGCAUGAUCAGAGUAAAGCCAAUGGUGACUCUGGCAGACUUGUUAUCUGGGCUGGGGAUGCCGUUGCCUCCAUAAACGAUAAAGAGAGCACCCAGAGCAUCAUCCAAAAACUCUACCAAGAAGCCGUCGCUGUGAUGGCUGAAAAGUGA
Messenger RNA from Lentinula edodes (shiitake mushroom), 1023 nucleotides. Its product is annotated as 2-nitropropane dioxygenase. The transcript has 5 exons. The coding region runs from base 1 to 1023 and encodes 340 amino acids. Gene Ontology annotation, molecular function: nitronate monooxygenase activity. Lineage: Eukaryota; Fungi; Basidiomycota; Agaricomycetes; Agaricales; Omphalotaceae. The record is from RefSeq and is a predicted model, not a curated record.